Messenger RNA from Candoia aspera, 1936 nucleotides. RefSeq names its product sodium-dependent proline transporter-like. Gene Ontology annotation, cellular component: plasma membrane. Lineage: Eukaryota; Metazoa; Chordata; Lepidosauria; Squamata; Candoiidae. Gene Ontology annotation, biological process: sodium ion transmembrane transport. The record is from RefSeq and is a predicted model, not a curated record. Gene Ontology annotation, molecular function: L-proline transmembrane transporter activity.
CCGGCCGGAACUGGAGCGAGUCGACCCUGCCGCUGCGCCGAUGGAGCCGCCUGUCGCCGCCAGCCCGGUUAGAGUCACCCAACUGAAUGGGGCCGGCCUGGAGGGCUGCUGCCUGCCGUCCACCGCUCUGCCCCAGAGGCAGCCGCCUUUCCGGGUCCAGGAUGGGAUGCCAGCCCCUGAGCCCAGCCAGACCCGGGAGACGUGGGGAGGGAAGUACGAGUUCCUGCUCUCCUGCUUGGGAUACUGCGUGGGCCUGGGGAACGUGUGGCGGUUCCCGUAUCUCUGCUAUCGCAACGGAGGCGGGGUGUUUCUGAUUCCGUACUCCAUCAUGCUCAUCUUCACGGGUCUGCCUCUCUUCCUGAUGGAGCUCAGCCUCGGCCAGUAUGGAGCCACAGGACCUAUCAGUGUCUGGAGGUGCUGCCCGCUCUUGAAAGGGAUUGGGAUCGGGAUGCUAGUGGUCUCCUCGCUGGUCUCCAUCUACUACAACGUCGUCAUCGCUUGGACCUUCUACUAUCUGAGCAUGUCCUUCCAGAGCCCCCUGCCCUGGUCCUGCGACGCCCCACAGAAUGGCCCCCUCUACCAGUCUCAGAACGGGUCUCUGGCAAAUGGGUCCUGGGCCAGUGCCAGCGAAGCCUUCUGGAACGAGCAGGUGCUCGGGGUGGUGCACAGCUCUGGCCUGGGUGAUCCUGGCCCCGUGCGGCGGCCCCUGGCGCUGUGCCUGCUGCUGGCCUGGGCAGUCCUGUUCCUCUGCACGCUGAAGGGUAUCCGCAGCUCAGGCAAGGUGGUGUACUUCACUGCCACCUUCCCCUACAUGGUCAUAGUCGUGUUGAUCAUCCGGGGAGCCACUCUGGAGGGCUCCGCUGAGGGCAUCCACUUCUACCUCUCUGCAGACUGGAGCCGGCUCCGGAGUGCUCAGGUCUGGAACGACGCUGCCUCGCAGAUCUUCUACUCCCUGGGCAUCGGCUUCGGGGGCCUCCUCUCCAUGGCGUCCUACAACAAGUUUGACAAUAAUGUGGUCAGGGACACGCUGGUGAUUGCCCUUGGAACUGGCACCAGCUUCUUCGCUGGCUUUGCCAUUUUCUCAAUCCUCGGACACAUGGCUUGGCGGAAGAAGGUGCCGGACGGAAGGGUGGCCGAUUCGGGGCCUGGACUGGCCUUUGUGGCCUACCCAGAGGCCCUGGCCCUGCUGCCCGGCUCAGCGUUCUGGUCCAUCCUGUUCUUCCUGAUGCUGUUCGCCCUGGGGGUGGACACUCUGUUUGGAAACAUGGAGGGUAUCACAACGUCAGUGAUGGACCAGUUCCCGUCCCUGCGCACCUGGAAGCGUAAAGUCCUCUUCCUGGGUGGGCUUUGUUUUGCCUUCUACCUGCUGGGCCUUCUCCUGAUUACUGAGGGCGGCAUUUACUGGUUUACCCUCAUUGACGCCUACAGCACGAGCUUCGGACUCAUCAUUGUCGCCCUCUUCAUGUGCCUUGGCGUUGCCUUCUGCUACGGCGUGAACCAGUUUUGCCAGGACAUCGUUGACAUGAUCCGGCUGUCCCCGCCCUGGUGCAGCCAGCUGGUGCUGUACUUCAAGGCCUGCUGGGUGAUCUUCACGCCGGGGAUGCUCCUGUUCAUUCUCUUCUACAUCUUCCUGGACCUCUCUGGCACCAUGCUGCACUAUGGGGCAUACCAGUACCCGCGGUGGGGGCAGGCGUUGGGCGUCUGCAUGGGGAUGCUGACCUGCGUUCAGAUCCCGCUUUGGGCCGGCAUUGCACUCUGCAAGGAGUCUGGGACGCUGGUCGACCGGUUCAGGAAAGCCGUCCGUCCCCUGAACUCCUGGCGCUCCGCGAACGGCUGCGAACUGCCCCACCAGGCCAUUGACGUUCCCUACACCGUGAACCUGACGGACAGCAACUUUGCAGGGCGCUGGCAACCGCCAGGAUGCAGCGAGGCCUGA